Messenger RNA from Suncus etruscus (white-toothed pygmy shrew), 1738 nucleotides. Its product is annotated as G/T mismatch-specific thymine DNA glycosylase-like. NCBI's taxonomy places the organism in Eukaryota, Metazoa, Chordata, Mammalia, Eulipotyphla, Soricidae. Gene Ontology annotation, cellular component: nucleus. Gene Ontology annotation, molecular function: mismatch base pair DNA N-glycosylase activity. The record is from RefSeq and is a predicted model, not a curated record. The transcript has a single exon. The coding region runs from base 71 to 1324 and encodes 417 amino acids. Gene Ontology annotation, biological process: base-excision repair, AP site formation.
CGCGGCGCUAGACUCCGCAGUUGUGUCUGCUCGCCCGGUCAGGACGAUCCCCGGAGCGCGGCAGCAGGGAAUGGAGGCGGAAAACUUGGGCAGCUGCUCCCUUCAGCAGGUUCCUCCACCUUUCUAUCCAUUUCCAUUUCAACAAAUGAUGGCUGAAGCGCCCCCUCUGACAGUGCCGAAUGAGAAACCAGUGAAUGAAGAGCCAGCGCUGGCAGACUACCCAGUCCUCGCUCCUGUUGAGGACACCAUGCCAGAGACUCCAAAAGGAAGGAAAAGAAAAACCAGAGCAGCACAAUCCAAAAAGCCAGUGGAACCCAAAAAGCCAGCAGAACCAAAAAAAUCUGCUGAAGCAAAAAAAACUGGCAAGUCCAAAAAAUCAAAAGAUAAGCAAGAAAAAAUUACAGAUACAUUUAAAGUCAAAAGGAAAGUAGACCGUUUCAAUGGUGUUUCAGAAGCUGAGCUUUUGACGAAGACUCUCCCUGACAUUUUGACGUUUAAUCCGGACAUCGUCAUUAAUGGUAUAAACCCAGGACUCAUGGCUGCUUACAAAGGGCAUCAUUAUCCUGGACCUGGAAACCAUUUCUGGAAAUGUCUGUUUAUGUCAGGGCUGAGUGAAGUUCAGCUGAACCACAUGGAUGACCACACGUUACCUGGGAAAUAUGGUAUUGGAUUCACCAACAUGGUGGAAAGGACCACACCAGGGAGCAAGGAUCUUUCCAGUAAAGAAUUUCGUGAAGGAGGACGUAUUCUAGUGCAGAAAUUACAGAAGUAUCAGCCAAGAAUAGCAGUGUUUAAUGGAAAAUGUAUUUAUGAAAUAUUUAGUAAAGAAGUUUUUGGAGUAAAGGUUAAGAACUUAGAGUUUGGACUUCAACCCCAUAAAAUCCCCGACACAGAAACUCUCUGCUAUGUUAUGCCAUCAUCAAGUGCUAGAUGUGCUCAGUUUCCUCGAGCCCAGGAUAAAGUACAUUACUACAUUAAGUUGAAGGACUUAAGAGAUCAGCUGAAAGGCAUUGAACGAAACACAGAUAUUCAGGAGGUGCAAUACACAUUUGACUUACAGCUGGCCCAAGAGGAUGCAAAGAAGAUGGCUGUUAAGGAAGAAAAAUAUGACCCGGGUUAUGAAGCUGCAUAUGGAGGUGCUUACAGUGAAAAUCCAUGUAGUAGCGAACCUGGCAACUUCCCUGCCAAUGGGCUAACUGUCAACAGCGGAGAAAUAACACGCAGUGACAUUCCAAAUGGGCAGUGGACGACCCAGCCGUUUACAGACCAGAUUCCUUCCUUCAGUGACCAUGGUGGCACACAAGAACCUGAUAAAGGAAACUAGGCUUAAGAAUGGUGCUUCUCAGCUCUGCUUCAGCACUGCAGUUUUAAUGCAGUGGUCAGGAAGUGGCCCAUAAUUGCUGGGUGAAGUAUUUUAUUAGCGUUUUACUCUAGUGAUGUAAUUAAGGUACAGUUGUGUAGUAGAAUCAACUGUAUGAACCUAAGUAAUUUGGAAAAAAAAAAGUAGAGGUUUUUUUGUAUGUGAAUUUUUGUACUUGAAUUAACCAUCAUUCCACUUUUUAUAAACUUAUUUCAUGUAGGAAGAUCCUGAUUUACUUUGGGAAAUCACUUUUAAUCUGAACUUUUUAAAGGCAAGUGUCUGAAUAUUUAUUUUUGUUGAUGAAUUGUGCAUGGAUCUAGAUGAGUGCACAAUUAGCUCUUCUAUGCCAGAGAAGGGCAUGUUACUGGUGAGAGAUAC